This is a messenger RNA of Tripterygium wilfordii, 1724 nucleotides long. RefSeq names its product phenolic glucoside malonyltransferase 1-like. Lineage: Eukaryota; Viridiplantae; Streptophyta; Magnoliopsida; Celastrales; Celastraceae. The record is from RefSeq and is a predicted model, not a curated record. The coding region runs from base 4 to 1554 and encodes 516 amino acids. The transcript has a single exon.
UAUAUGGAACGACUCUCAUUUUCGAGGUCCCAUGCACGACAGUCACUGGUUGCGUGCAUGUAUUUUUCACGUGGGACCAAAAUUGGAGUAGUACUUAUGAGACCAUUUCCUCUCUGCUCUGGUGCUCAUAAUGCAAUCACUCUCCCCUGCUUUUGGGUUCAAUUUUCUUCUCCAAUGGAGUCAAACGGCUCGCUAGAGAUACUGGACGUUUGCAAAGUUGCUCCCUUUAGCGAUUCGUCUGAGCCACUCUCCGAGUUAAGUCUCCCGCUAACCUUUUUCGAUACACUUUGGUUUAGAUUCUCCCCUGUUGAGCGAGUCUUCUUCUACCCACUCACCGACUCAUCCGAUCCAACUUCUUUCAACUCGGUUAUUCUCCCCAAACUCAAACGCUCACUCUCCCUCACUCUCCGCCGCUUCCUUCCUCUCGCUGGCAACCUCACCUGGCCCUCACAUGCCGCCCACCCGUUCAUCCUCUACACCCCAAAUGACACCGUUUCUCUCACCGUCGCCGAGUCUGAAUCGAACUUUGACCGCCUAUCCGGUAACAAACCGCGCAAGGCUACUGAAUCGCAUCCGCUCGUGCCGAAGUUGUCAAUAUCUGACGAGACGGCGACAAUUCUGGCGGUGCAGGUAACUCUGUUUCCACGCCAAGGGUUUUCCAUUGGGAUCUCCACACACCAUUCGAUUCUUGAUGGGAAAAGCACCACCAUGUUUAUCAGAGCUUGGGCUCAUGUCUGCAAAAACGGCGACUCUUCCUCAUUACCGGCCGAUCUUACACCCGUUUUGGACCGAACCCUUAUUCAGGACCCAGAUGGCCUUCAGAUGAAGUUCCUAGUCGAAUGGGCAAAACUCCUCCGAGACCCAAAUCCACGAAACUUGAAGGUAAUGCCACAAAUCAGUUCUCCAGAGAGCUUGAUUUGGUCCACAUUUGAGUUGACCGGUGAAGAUAUCAAGAAACUGAGAGAGAGAAUAUCGUCUCAACUAAGUGAGGAAGAAGAACCCAAAUCACUCCAUUUAUCUACAUUUGUUCUUGUUUGUGCUUAUACAUUGUCUCUCAUGGCCGAAGCCAAGAACUUUGAGCAGAAGAAGAAGGUUUUUUUUGGUUUCAUGGCCGAUGUUAGGACCCGUUUGGAGCCACCGGUUCCGGUGAACUAUUUUGGUAAUUGCGUUGCAAGUUUUAGUACAAGUUUUGAGGCAAAAGACAUGGUGGGAGAGGACGGCGUCGUUUUAAUUGCCAAGAGAAUUAGCGAGGUGAUUAAGGGAAUGGAGAGAGGAGUUCUUGAAGAAACAAAGGGAGCGCUUGAAAAAUUUUCGGCUAUUGAACCGGGAACACCAACUGUUGGAGUUGCUGGGUCACCCCGGUUCGAGGUUUACGAAGCGGACUUCGGGUGGGGCAGGCCGAAGAAAGUAGAGAUCACGUCUGUGCAUAAGACUGGGGCCUUUUCAUUGGCGGAGAGCCGUGACGGAAGUGGAGGAGUUGAGGUUGGUUUGGCUUUAAGGAAGCAAGGAAUGGAGGUUUUUGCAGCUUCCUUUGCAGAUGGGCUGAGACAUUGAGAUCAAGCAGUAAAAGGGUGUAACUAUGAAACUUUCUACUAUAUUGAUCCUCAUGAAUAAUGGGUAAUAUGUCCGAGUCUAACAAUUAGGAGCGAUUAUUUCCUUUUUGAAGGUCGUAGGUUGGAUUUCUAACGAGCAUAUACAUAUGAUUAUUAUGUGCUUAAAUUUCA